Entrophospora candida is the source of this 1371-nucleotide messenger RNA. Lineage: Eukaryota; Fungi; Glomeromycota; Glomeromycetes; Entrophosporales; Entrophosporaceae. The record is from the annotation of a GenBank genome assembly.
AUGGCAUUAUUUGAAUGCGAUCACAAACAUACUCAAGCAAUAGAUCUAGUAACAACAAUAUGUAAUGACUGUGGAUUAUGUGUUUCUUUAAAUGAGUUUGUUUCAGAAUUUGAACUUGAGUUUGACAAAACUAGAACUUUGCUUCCCACAUCAAUAGAUGGUAAUAUAGUACAACCGGGACAAUAUAAUAAUAAACCAAAUAUUUUAAAUGCAAUAAAGAGAACACUUUCAACAUUGAAUUUUUCAAAUUUUGAAUCAAGAGUUGUUGCCAUAUAUAACAGAGUUUCAAAAGAUUUUGAAAUAGGACAAGGACAGUUGCUUGGGCUAGUUAUUGCUUCUUGUGCAAUAAUAGUCAUUAGAGAAGAAAAAGCACCAAUAACGAUCCGUGAAAUAGCGUCCAUGUUGGAACUUAAUGUUUACCAAUUGUCUAAUACUUUAAACAUAAUAAGAUCUAAUUUUCAUCCAUCUGUUACAACAUUUCUAGAAUUAGAGAUCUUAAUAACACGCGCAUUAAAUGAAAUGUUUGAAAAUGACGGCUGGAAAAAUCGAUUACCAUUAUACAAUAAUAAUAUUAAAGCAUUAAGACACCUAGAAGAAAAUUGGAGGAUGUUGGAAAGUCGUGGAAAUUAUGAGACAAACAUAGUAACAGGAAGACAGCCAGCACCUAUUGCAGGGGCAAUUAUAUUGCUUGCAUUAGAAGCAACUGAACGACCAAGCUUCGAUGAAUGGAAAAUUAAUCAUAAAAAUAUAGCAAAGUCUAUUGGAACAAUAGUUAAUGUAGACUCGUCGUGUUCAAUGCAAGAAAGAUAUAGAGAACUGGUUGAUAUAAUGUCGAAUAAAAUUACAGAUAUACCUUGGGCUUAUCUUGCACAUAAGAAUAAAAAUAGGAGUUACUUGUAUAUAAAUGAUGUUUUGCAAUUUCAUGAUUAUAUUAUGGAAUCUCAUGAAAAAAACACAGGAAAACCGGGAAAAAAUUCUACGGUGGCUAAACGUCCUCAUACAAAUUUUAUUAGUGAAGAUGAAGAUGAAGAUUUGGAAUUACUUAUUGACGAUGAUGAAAUAGAUCAAUAUAUAAGAGACGAGGAUGAGGUUGAAAAUUUAAGAAAUUUACAAGAUUCAAUUCUUGCAGAUCAGGAUGAUCAGUUCAUGAAAAAGCAACCGAAGAAACGGUCCAAGUUAUUACAUCUAAAAAAGCAAGAACCAAAACAAAAUAUCACCAAUAAUGAUGGUGACAACAACGAUGAUGUUGGCUCGCAGGACAAAUCUGAUCAGCAUCAAGAAAAAAAUAAAGGAAAAGGGACUCAAGCAACAUCUAAAAAAAUAUUAAUGAAUCCUAAUGAUAUUGAUAUAGAAACAUUUGAUUAUAUAUAA